This is a messenger RNA of Carya illinoinensis, 783 nucleotides long. RefSeq lists its product as uncharacterized. The record is from RefSeq and is a predicted model, not a curated record. Bases 1 to 783 code for a protein of 260 amino acids. The transcript has a single exon. Lineage: Eukaryota; Viridiplantae; Streptophyta; Magnoliopsida; Fagales; Juglandaceae.
AUGUACGUGAAGAUAGAAACUUCAAGACUAGAUUAUUUUCGCUGCAAUCAACAACACAUUCGAUCUGAAUUAUAUCAAGGUAUUGUUGAUAGCAUCGAUCUUGGAGAAACAAAUGCUUCUAGAAUUGGCAAGCGUAUAAUUUUGCCUUCAUCUUUUAUUGGAGGCCCAAGAGAUAUGAAGAAAAGAUAUAUGGAAGCAAUGACUUUAGUUCAACGAUAUGGCAAACCAGAUAUUUUUUUGACAAUGACCUGCAAUCCGAACUGGAAAGAGAUUUCAAAUGAAUUGCAACCACAUGAAGAAACUCAAAAUCGGCCUGACUUAAUUGCUCGAGUUUUUAAAGCAAAAUUAGAAGACCUGAAGUAUCAAUUAUUCAAGCAAGAAAUAUUUGGAAAAAUCUCAGCAUAUGUAUAUGUUAUUGAACACCAAAAGAGAGGACUUCCACAUGCUCAUUUUCUGAUUAUAUUGCAUCAAGAUUGGAAAUUAUAUACACCAGAAUCUUUUGAUGAGAUCGUAUCUGCUGAAUUACCUGACAAAGACAACAACUUACAUCUUUAUACAGCUGUUAUCAAACAUAUGAUGCAUGGACCAUGCGGAGAUCUAAAUCCAGCAAAUAUAUGCAUGAAAAAAAAUGGUUGUUGCAAAAAUAAUUACCCAAAACAUUUUGUUUCAAACACUGUUAUUGGAAAUGAUUGCUUUCCGAUAUACAGACGCUCCAACAAUGGAAGAACAGCCAGAAUUAGAGGCCAUGAUUUGGAUAAUCGUUGGGUUGUUCCAUAUAUGUGA